Molecule: messenger RNA, 4507 nt
Organism: Betta splendens (Siamese fighting fish)
Lineage: Eukaryota; Metazoa; Chordata; Actinopteri; Anabantiformes; Osphronemidae
Product: TNF receptor-associated factor 2-like
Exons: 11
Coding region: 119-1954 (611 amino acids)
Biological process (GO): positive regulation of canonical NF-kappaB signal transduction; regulation of apoptotic process; protein K63-linked ubiquitination
Cellular component (GO): cytoplasmic side of plasma membrane; cytosol; plasma membrane signaling receptor complex
Molecular function (GO): ubiquitin-protein transferase activity; tumor necrosis factor receptor binding; zinc ion binding
Source: RefSeq, a predicted model, not a curated record
AUGGCUUCUUGCGGGCGGCGAGGCUUCGCAUUUCAAAGGGGUGUGGCGGCGUGCUGGGUACCAGCGCGCACCGAGGGAUGCUGAUAGCUUAGCAACAAGGACGGGGCGAGGGGAGACAAUGGAUGCGCGCUUUGUCAGCGCCGUUGCUGGGUGCGACGCGCGAACAGACACCAUGGCCACGCAGGAACCGUCCCCUCCUUCGUCCAUGGAGAGCAACAAGCCCGGCUUCCCCAAGAAGAUCCUGGGCGACAAGCUGGAGGACAAGCACCUGUGCAACUGCUGCCACAACAUACUCAGACGGCCGUUUCAAGCCCAGUGUGGACAUCGCUUCUGUUCCUACUGCUUCAACCGGACCGUGAGUAACGGACCCCAGAAAUGCAACGCCUGCAUCAAAGAGGACAUUUUUGAGGAGCCUAUGUCGAUUCUGAAACAAGGAUGUGCUUUUCCAGACAACGCCGUGCGGCGAGAAGUUGAGAGCCUGUCGGCUGUUUGCAUCAAUGAGAGCUGCACCUGGACAGGCAGUAUCAAAGAGUAUGAGAUGGAGCACGAGGGGAAGUGCGAGUUCAUGUUCAUCCCGUGCCCCUCGUGCAAAGAGCGCAUUCGCUUCAACGAGCAGGAGCGCCACAACGAGCGAGAGUGUCCCGAGCGAACGCUCAACUGCAAGUACUGCAAGGAGCCGUUUCACUUUAAGAACAUCAAGGCGCACGACGAAAUCUGUCCCAAGUACCCGAUGAUCUGUGAAGGCUGUGCCAAGAAGAAGAUACCCAGAGAAAAGUACGUGGACCACAUCAAGUUCUGCAGCAAAUUCAGAACUCCGUGUCGAUUUCACGUGGUGGGAUGUGAUAUGUCUGUGGAGAAGGAGAAGAUCCACGACCACGAGCGCGCCUACGCCUACGAGCACCUCAACCUGCUGCUGCACUACAUCAUGGGCAUGAAGGUCAGCAUGGAGGGCCUGCAGCCCCAGGGGCUGGAAGUGGCCGGGCACAAACUGGUGGAGCUCCAGCAGUCCCUCCGGCAGCUCGAGGCCCGAGUCUCCCAGCUAAGCACCACCUCCUCUGGGCCUCCCGUGCAGGGAGCCGCUGCCUCCUCCUCCUCCUCCAGCUCCGGCCCCCCCGUCGCAGCGCCCCUCCCUCCGCCCCCCGCCAUGGCUCCCGCCCUCUCCGUGUCCACCUCCUUCACGCCGCUGCCCAGCUCCGUGGGCGCGGCGCUGGAGCUCCAGCUCCACAGCGAGAAGACCAAGGUGGCCGAGCUGGGCCGCAGGUGCGCGGAGCUGGAGGUGAAGUCCGGCACGUUCGAGAACGUGGUGUGCGUCCUGAACCGAGAGGUGGAGCGCUUCGCCACAACCCUGGAGGCCAGCAACCGCCAGCAUAAACUGGACCAGGAUAAGAUCGAGGCUCUGAGUAACAAGGUCCGGCAGCUGGAGCGGACGGUGGGGCUGAAGGACCUGACGGUUGCCGAGAUGGAGGGCCGACUGAGGGAGAUCUCCGCCACCACCUUCGACGGCGUCUUCGUCUGGAGGAUCUCUGAUUUCGCCAAGAAGAGGCAGGACGCCAUCGCCGGCCGAGCGCCCGCCAUGUUCUCGCCAGCCUUCUACACCAGCAAGUACGGCUACAAGAUGUGCCUGCGGAUCUACCUGAACGGCGACGGGACGGGGCGCGGCAGCCACUUGUCCCUGUUCUUCGUGGUGAUGCGGGGGCUGAGCGACGCCCUCCUCAAAUGGCCGUUCAACCAGAAGGUGACUCUGAUGCUGCUGGACCAGAGCAACCGGGAGCACAUCAUCGACGCCUUCCGGCCCGACGUCACCUCCUCCUCCUUCCAGAGGCCCGUGAGCGAGAUGAACAUCGCCAGCGGCUGCCCGCUCUUCUGUCCGCUCUCCAAGCUCGACGGCAAGAACUCCUACAUCCGCGACGACACCAUCUUCAUCAAAGCCAUCGUGGACCUCACCGGCCUCUAGGCGGCCGCAGUUCGCUCCGGCGAGACGGCGCUGACAUUAUCCCACCUGGAGAACCGCCAUCGCUGCUGUACAUUUGCGGGCGCGGUGACCUUUCCUUUCCUUUGACGGCGGCGCCCCUCGCGCUGAUGAAAUGUCACUUCUGUCGUGCACGCGAGUUUUCAGUUACACGGAAGUCGGCAACCACCGCAUGGAGGUCAGUGCGGGACAGGCGGGGAUGUGACAGGGAGGACCUCUGGUGGCGCGAAAGGCGCGUGGAGCUUUUGUGUCUCCUACGUCAGAGAGCUCGCGACGUUCGCAGAACACGGAGGCUUCUUGAUGACGGAUAGUAAAUGUGCUCGCGCCGAUGUCUCCGUGGGAAGCCGACAGUGGGCUCGUGAUAGCGUUAGAACGUGGCUUGAUGCGGUUUUUGCUUUUUCUUGCGGAUUGUGGAUAUCGUGCGCUUCUCAGUUCCAGUGUCGAGUGAUAUUUGCAUAGACAAACGUGGAGUUAUGUUACGAAUACGCGGAGCGCCUCAGAACACACUAGCUUCAACAACACCCACACUUAACAUUGCUCCCUAAUCCCAUUGGGCUUUCCCGAAGGUUCCUCGUUUGUCGUUCAGCUCGUUAGUGAUUUAGCCAUCCGUGAUGGUGGACAUUGCCUGCAUGUCUUUGGAGCCAGGCCGUGUACGUGUAAAGUCGGUGUUUGCGUAUUUGUUCUUAUUGGGAGUUGGUGGUUCCGAUUGGUGGUUUGGUACAUCUGUGGAAGAUACAGUGAAGUUACCAAGGCGUCAGGGCAGCUUGCCAGUCGCGCUCGAGGCGUAAAAAAACCUGUAACGCGCGUGCUCUGUUCCUGACAGACGCGCGCGGGGGGAGUUUUCCUCGGGGGCGUGCUCACUAGCUCACAUCUCAACACAUAGUACUGUGCCCCACCACCGACUGAGGUUAACACAGAUUCCACGAGAGGGAGGAAUUGUUCAUUCCUUUGUUUUACAGUGUAUUUCAGUGCGUACGUGUUUCUGCUGCUCUCAGAUAGAAUACUGAUGUGAAUCUAAUAUAUAUGUUGGUGCAAAUAUACUUGAGCUAAAUGUGUGUGGAGGUAGAGAGACUGAAAACAAGCGACUGUGUUACGUUAUUGUGGAGACGGGCCUUGUUUAGGGACCAUAUUUAUUGCAGAUCGAUGUUCAGAUAUCUCUUUUAGCCUUUUACUGUUUACUGUUACUCACUGAUUUGCGAUAUGGCUCCACAAAUCGACCUGAGAUGCAGUUUGUCCCCGCGUCCAGUAGAGGCCGCUGUUCCGCUCACUUAGCAUGCAUGCUGAGGUGUUUUGUUUUUUUUUUUUUUGUUUUUUUUUGGAAAAGCGUUCACGCUGGCCUGUUUGAAAACCAGUCUCGACCUGUAUUGACCCCUCUCUGUGCAUGGGAGGCUUCAAUUCAUAUUCACUAACGAGUUUCCCGCUGGUUGACUCCGUGAGCCACGCGCGAAAUCAUUUAUUUGUAUGUGUUUGGAUGCGAAUACCUAAUUGUAGAAUAGAUAUUAUGUUAUAUCUGGCGCUGUUUCUGGUCAACAGAAGCUCCCGCCUAUAUUCAUAGCAACUUAUAAAUAUGUAUCUUUCAUAUCAUAAUGCUGAAAUAAUCUAUAUAUCUGUUAUAUACACAAGAUGUUAUAAUAAACAUAGUAUUACUGAAUACUUUAUUAAUUCUAUAUCUAUAUACCGACUUUUUGUUUGUCAAGAUGGUUUGAACAGGCCAGAACAUCCCCUUUGUGCAGUAAGGACCUAGGAUUCUUCUAGAGUGCAAUAUGCGAUUAUGUCUGCUAGAUUUGAAUGACACUUCGGCUUUAAGGUCAUUCUCAACUUAUUUGUUGCCAUUUGUUUACAUCACGACGACCAGUUUCGAACGUUCCGUGAAAAAUGCAGGGUUUUCCUCGUCACUGAAACUCAAAUCCAUAGUGAGUGAGUAUUCAUGACGCUAAGUGAUGAUUUUAUAACGUUCAGCAUUUUAACGUUUAGAGGCUUUUACCAGUUAGAAGGUUCAAUUACCUUUUCAAAUCUGUCGGAGCAUGUAAUAAGAAGUAGGAUGAACCUUUACAACCUGGAGUGUUCUUGUAAUGUGCCAAAAUCAAUUAUUACCUCCAUAUACUAACAACAUUGUGUUGCAAGUUGUAUUUUAUGUUCUAUGCUAAGACUGGUGCCAAAUAUGUUUGUAUUUAAUAUUUGUAUGUACAGUACAUGCAUGGGUGUGUGUGUGUGAAAUCUGAUGCAUUGGUCACUAGAGGAGGUAAUUGAACUUGUCCCAUGAAGCUGCCCUCUAUGUGCAGACCCUCCCAGAGGUUUCUGAAUGUAAGCUUUUGUAUGCAGAUGUUUCUGAUUUUUACAAUAGCAGCUGUGUAACGUGAUGCAGUUGAAUUGAACCGACUUUAUUUGUGCACUUUUUUAUUGGUCAUUUGUCCAAACAGGGUAUUUUGUUGAGUGGUUUGCGUACCUUGAAAUCAGAGCCAUAUAUAUUCUGAUGUGGAGAAUUGUUGUAUUAUGCUAAAAAGGACAUGCAGUAUGUAAUAAAGUUUGUUCAUUUCA